AGAACUGAGGCGAGUUUCACUGUGUGUGACCAGCUAAAAUUGUUUACUGCAAUGUCAAUCAAAACAAUACGAUUCAACCAAUGGCCCAGUGCGGAGCCUGGGACUGGACAGUUUUUUUGCAGACGUUCAACGCCGCAAGCAGUGCCAGUGUGGUCGUUGUGAAGUAAGGCAACAGCAGCUUGUGCAUUGCUGGGGACAAAACUGUGACUCCAAACUUUCAAGAGCCACUCUCUCCGUGUCAUUUCUCUCCAACAACCCGCUGCUCCUCCGGGGUCUCUGACGGCAGCGCAUCUACUUGUAGGCGUACGUGAGCGCACUGUAGCAAUGUAGCCGGCUGCAGGACUGAACAACGUAUUACCUGCGUGUGGUGCUGAUCCCAGCUCGCGAGCGAGGACCUCUCCAUCAGAGUAUGGCAACGAUGUCCUGGGAGCAAAGGCUGCAGCAAUUCGUCGAAGCUAAGGGUAGCAGUAGCAGUGCUGGUGCUGCUGGUGGUGCCGGGCCAUCGGGCGCAGUGUCGGCCGCAUCGGAGGCGGACGUGGAGCAGAUGACGGUGCAGUGCAUUGCCGACUGGCACACGCCGACUGCUGCCGCCGCUGCAGCAUCCACUUAUCAGCACAUACCUCGAUUCUACAGAAAGUGUCCGGAUGAGAACGAUGCAGUCCGUAUGAGAGUGAGAGAGGAAGCACGAGCACGUCAUGUGCAGCGCCUCAGCAAGGAGAUGUUGACGAACAGCGACCUUGAUGUUGUCUGGGCUCUUCUACAGAGGCAAUACUCCAGUCAGGAGAAUGAAGAGAAGAUGAUCAAUUUUGACGACUUUGUGCGCGUAGGCCAAGAGGCCGGCGAAAAGUUCAGCUCUUACUUCACUUCACCCAUGGUGUAUGCAAAGCUCUACCAGCAAGACCCUCGUGGCCGGUUACCCAUCAGUCGCCUGUAUGCCUACAUAAUGAGAAAAGUCUGGCUGCAGCAGACGCGCAUAGGCCUGAGUCUGUACGACUCGCACGGCACCGGGGUUCUCCUUGAAGUCGAUUUUGAAAACUACAUCCUGGAGCUGAUUCCCACUCUUCCUCAGUUGAAUGGCCUGGAAGACUCGUUCUAUUCAUUCUUCGUCUGCUCCGCCGUGCGCAAGUUCUUCUUCUUCCUUGACCCGCUGAGGACAGGCAAGGUGAAGGUGCAAGACAUCAUGUCCUGCAAGUUUCUUGACGAGCUACUUCAGCUACGCGACGACAAGCUGACGGCCGACCAGCAACGUUGCAACUGGUUUUCAGCACCGCACGCUCUGAGGGUAUACGGUCAGUACUUGGCAUUGGACCUCGACCACAACGGCAUGCUCAGCAAGCAAGAGCUGAUGGGGUACGGUACUGGGACACUGAGUCCCGUGUUUGUAGACCGUGUGUUUGACGAGUGUCUGACCUACGAAGGAGAGAUGGAUUAUAAAGGUUAUCUGGAUUUCGUACUGGCUAUGGAGAACAGGAAGGAGCCGCAAGCAUUGCACUUUUUUGUGCGUCUACUGGAUGUGCAGAAUCUCGGAUACAUUGACAUGUUCUCCGUCUACUAUUUCUUCAAGGACAUACAGCGUAUGUUGGAAGCGCAUGGCCAGCCAAUGGUUCAGUUUGAAGACGUGAAGGAUGAGAUCUUUGAUAUGGUCAAGCCGGUGGAUUCGCUCAAAAUUACACUGGAAGAUCUGCUAAGAUGUGGGCAAGGUGAUACGGUGAUAAGUCUUCUCAUCGAUCUCAAGGGGUUCUGGCUUUACGAGAAUCGAGAGCAGCUUGCCGCUGAUCCGUCCCAACUCGACGCGGAAGACGAAGACGACGAUGAAGUGGAUGACAUGGAGCUGGCUAGCUCGGUUCCUAGCGGCGGCCAUGUUGGUAACCAAGGUGAUGGUGCAGGCGGCCAUGUUGGUAACCACGGUGAUGGUGGUGGCGACAGCCAGGAUGUCCUGCCGGUGGAGCGGGAGUUCCGCGAGAUGAGCGUGGAGGAUUUGGAGUGAAGCUGUUUUGUGUGUGUGUGUGUGUGUGUGCUUGUGUUUGUGUGUCUGGCGUAGUGGAUGGUGUACAGUGGAGAGAGAUCUUAGUGUAAACUAUGCGGGAUUAGAAAUUACUUUCUUUUUGCAUGCAAUGUACUGUACUGUUUACCUUACUGUGCAUUGACCUUGAUUCGUUUAAUACCUUGACCAUGAUCUUUGUCUACCAGUCAGUCAUGCAGUCUAUCUGGAGAUCAUCACGAGAAAACGUUCUUGAUGGAAAUAAACUGUUCCUAUGAUGACAACUGUAUAAACAACACAUGUACUUGA
Sycon ciliatum is the source of this 2290-nucleotide messenger RNA. Its product is annotated as serine/threonine-protein phosphatase 2A regulatory subunit B'' subunit gamma-like. Gene Ontology annotation, biological process: regulation of dephosphorylation; B cell homeostasis; positive regulation of B cell differentiation. Bases 410 to 1987 code for a protein of 525 amino acids. The record is from RefSeq and is a predicted model, not a curated record. Lineage: Eukaryota; Metazoa; Porifera; Calcarea; Leucosolenida; Sycettidae. Gene Ontology annotation, cellular component: centrosome; spindle. The transcript has 21 exons.